Aspergillus puulaauensis is the source of this 8778-nucleotide messenger RNA. It is a transcript of the gene gtb3, whose product is annotated as glycosyltransferase family 4 protein. The record is from RefSeq and is a predicted model, not a curated record. The coding region runs from base 1 to 8778 and encodes 2925 amino acids. The transcript has 3 exons. Lineage: Eukaryota; Fungi; Ascomycota; Eurotiomycetes; Eurotiales; Aspergillaceae. Gene Ontology annotation, molecular function: glycosyltransferase activity.
AUGACACAAAUCCUCCAUGUCUCGCCCGUUGGGUGGGCGCAUAUGAAAAAUGAAUGGUGGCAGUUCGUUUUGAUUGGCAUUAUAUUGGGUAGCAUUUCACUUGGUUUUGUAUACCUUGUAUAUUCUUCAAUAUUAAGAUGUAUAAUAUAUUUCGAGUCGCGGCAACAUCCAGAAAAGGUGCCAGCUGCUGCAUCUGCACGGAUUAAUGAGCUGUCGCGGAGACAGCUUACGCUGGUAAACACUCAGUCAACAUGGCAGAAGCCGUCAUCCGUCGGCGUCUACCUGGGCCAGUUCGACGAGUUUCUGAGUGAAAGCCAAAUGCGCUUCCUGCGCGAAUGGGAUAUGUUAAUCGUGGAUCCCUAUAAACCAGGGGUAGUCCAAGCCGUCGCAUCUGCUGCAGGGAAGCAGAUUCUAGGCCGACUUGACUUCCAAGAUAUAAGCCCUAAACAGGACAUGACCAUUGCGACGAUCGACAGAAUUGAAAAGGCGCUGAGCGAGGUCUUUGAGGGCUCCGCAUUUACCGGGAUCCUGUUCGCCAACUGGGAGGGAAAGCUUGCUUCUGGAUGCUGGGCUAGUGUACUAGAAGCAGUCCAACGGUCCGGUCUGUCGAUAUACCUGGAGACAGCACCGCCAAACUUCCUACCGGACCGGAAUGUGCUGCAGAACCAGGCCAUCUCGGGACUUGUGGUUAGGAAUGCAAGUAUCCUGCCUAGCGGCCAGAAGCGGGAUUACUUCCAACUCGAGAAAAUGAAAGCCACGAUCAAGGCAUUCGUGUCCGAAGCGUGCAUGCGAAACUUUGUCGUGGUGGCGUGGGAAACUAUCGACGACGACGCCGCUCUCUCGAACGCAGUGGUUCGAAGGUCUCUGCAAUGGUGCAACUUCUACAGCGCCAUCCCCUGGAUAGGACGCAAGGCUGCUUUGGAGAAUGCCAGUCUGAACACUAAGUUACCAGAGCCUCUUUCGUCCUUUGGAUGGCUGAAGGAGCCCGAGAUCAUGAGCGCGCACGAGACAUGGAGAUCCAACUCUUCUAUCAAUAAUGAAGCCAGUGACUCCAGCGAAGGAUGGGCCAAAUUAACGCCGUUCUUCCCAGCUCUGCGCGAGCUCUUUGCAUCCAUGGAACAACACGAGCACACACACGAGGGUCUAACAACGGCAGUGCGUGAUCCGCCAGAAUGGGUUUCCCAAACAAUGUCUCAGAGUAACCCGCUGUCCACCUCCAUCGGAGGAGUAGAGUACAAGGCCUUUGGCUGUUUCCCGCUAGGCGCAGAAGCCACUGCCAGCUCGUUUGCCGAAAUCCUCAGAUCGCAGCAGCGGCUGAGGUCUCUUGGGCUGCUUCAUCCAAUUCCCGUGUCCAAAGUCAAUAGUCUAGGCGUGCUGCUGCGGCAGUUUCACGAUGGCUUUGCACUGUCGAAUUGGGGUUCAUCUGACCAACUUACUGCCCAUGUGAAGGAGCUCUAUACGCUGGCUUGUAAUGACCAGCUCCGCGUGCAUCUUGGGCUGGAUUCUGGAUUCCGCAGGAACACGGAUAUACGGUUCUGGUCGGUGUAUCAGAUGGAUGCAGAUGGGGCUGAUAUCUUCAUUUCUAAGAACGUGCAGGGUCUGGCAGGGACUAUUCUCCAUACGUUUCUGUCUGCCAAAGGCUGUCCUCGACAUGUUUGCUUUGGAGCAGAAGUUGCUCUGGCCAAGUUCUCAAAGGACAUUGUGGACGAGAUUGGCUUGCCUCGUCGUUUGGUGCAGGAUAUCGACGUGCUGAGCCCUGAGGAGAAACUUCUACUAUUGCAGCACAUGUCAUUGACAGACGCCACGAGUGAUCUAACCAAAGCUAUCUGUGCAUAUGUCCAGAAGCAGCUUGUAGAAGAGACAUCCUUACAGCAAUUAAAACAGGUCAACACGGUCUCUUAUCUGGAAGGCUCCGCGUCUCCUGACACGCUGGUGACCUCUCGCAUCAAGUGGUACCGUGAGCAAGGAUGCACCUAUCCCUCCAUCUCAAAAUGUCUCGCGCUUUUCCGUGAAGUCGACUCCGUCUUCCCUCAAAUACUAAAAGAGCGCCGCGAAGCAGACCUUGCCCAGAUCUCCCAAGGCUUUUGUCAGUUGAUGGAAGGACAAGUCGACGCCUACACCGAUACCAUGGCCCUUGCAUUAUUCUGCGCUGCUCGAAAAGGCGCCCUGGACGAGAUCUACGAGGAGGUGACGGACCGGAAUCCUCUGUUCAACGCUCACUCCGAUCAAGCUGCUGCCUUUGCGGAAUCCUUUGCCCUUGGUUCGCGCUGUGAAGCCUACUUCGACAUCUCACCCAGUGCGUUUGGAAAGCUGCUAUCGGAUCGUUUCCGCAGGAAUUACUCUGAUAAAGACCUUCCGGACUGGAUUAAUGGUGCCCCUGAGAUGGCGACAUCGUAUGCUGGUGCACAGAUCGAUGUCAACCCCGACGAUAAAGUCAAGCCGAUGCGUGGGUACCAGCGAUUCACGUUCCUCAGCGUCUUUGCCCUCCCGGCGUUGAUCGAUAUCAUUCUUCUUACCAUUAUUGGGCGUGGCCUGUAUCUGUCUGCCUUUAUGACAUAUGAAGAGCAAACCAGCGCCACCACUGCCUUGAUGAUCUCGCUGCUGUUGUCUGGAGGUAUCGGGACCUGGAUUGCGUGCGGUGGUCCCUACUACCUGAUUUCGAUGGCGUUCGCCGCGACAAACAUGUUCAUCCUCAUAAGACUCAUUGCCGGAUUGGCAUUCACUAUCGCCGGUGGACUGAUCGGAUUUGUCGCGGUAUCUGGCGUGAACGGCCCGCGAGCUGGGAUCGUCUUCUACCUGUAUCUCGUCGCCCUCACGACCUACUUCUCCGGCUUCGCGUGUCUCGCCAGUUUCAGCUACCCAGGGUCAUCCUUCUUGUCUGGCCGCAAGAUCAUCUUCGCCUGUAUCCCGAUCCUGUUCAUCUCGCCAAUCGUCACAACAUUCACCGGCCACGACUCCGCUAUAUACAUCGCCGUCAUCUACGUCUUCAUCGGCGCUCUAAUCCUGGGUCUUCGAAGCGUCGCUGCAAAAUGGGUAACCUGGUACCAGAACCUGCGGAGAACCGACGACACCGAAAUCCGGAAGUGGUACAUCGAGACCCACGCCGACGGCGACGAGAAGGUAUUCGGAAAUCUGAGCGACCCGGCCGUGCUGAAGCUAUCCAGGGAAGCGCUUAUCAAGGACGUCUCUGCAGAGCUGAACCGCUGGUUUUUCUCGCGACAUACCACGAAAAAUACACUUGUUCUUGAACUCGCGAGGGACUGGGAUGCGACGAAUUUCCUCUUGGAUUGGUACUGUCGGUACGCUGAUGUGCCUAGGCCGAUUCCCUUUAGUUCUGGGUGGAAUACACAGACGAAGGUCGCGCUGGAGUCGCUCCGCAGUGCCCAACGGGGCAUUCGGCUGCAUAAUGCGUUUAUCCACUGGCGGCAGUCCAGCAGGGAAAUCGGCUGCGGGGUGGUGUACUUUGUUAUUGCGCUUCUGGAUAAGUGGGUGGAGCUUCUCAGCGGUGGCCAUCUGAUCGGUCUGUCGGCGUCGUUGACGUCGGCGUAUCGCAUGGCUGUUGGGUUCGCACUGGCGUACUACCUGAUCGGGGCUGUCUUGAUUGAUACGAAGGCCCAGGAGCUUCAUAGCCUUGUUGGAAGCCAUAAGCCGCAGGCGUUGAAGACGGCUAAGGAUAUCCGGGACUCGCAGAAGCGAGAUGUCCGGUUCAAGAGGAAGGUCUACUGGAAGACACUGGGCAAGUUUCUCAUGUGGCACUCUUGGGGCCUCGCCUUCUCUGCAGCCCUUGUCUGGACAUUCCAGUCUCGACUCGAGGCUAUGAUUAUGUUCCUUGCCUACGUCGGGGCAUACACCGGCCUGCUGUGGUAUCAGUACACGAAGAUCUUCACGGGCCCGCAUGCAUUGAAGCCGUUGAUGAUUGGAUCUCUCGUCGGGCUGCCUAUCGGGAUUGCGCUGAAGGUCUGCCUUCCGCACUUCCUGUACUCGCAGGUUAUCGGCCUAGGAGCGGCCACAUGGACUGUGGCGUUCCUCUCCAUAAUACCGGCGAAGAUGGGCAUGCCCAAGCGUGUCGACUCGCCUGUAGAGCUGGGGAAGACGUUCCAUGCGUACACCGCGCCUUGGGAAGACCCUGACUGGAGCCAGCAGGAGCUGCAAACUUUCUACGAGAGCAUCUCCCUCACUCCCCCGGACGCCCGUCUCAAGCUCAACCCAGCUGGUCAUCCAGGGACUGAAGUCAAGCAGAUGCUCCUCUCGCGAAGACGGGAGCCCAGAGUCGAAGAAGCGUUUCCGCACUCACAGGAGCUUGUUGAAACUGCACUGAAAGCGUGGGAAUCCGGAGAAGUCCUGAUCGAGCUCGUCCCUCUCGGCUCGAUUGGCCCUGGUAUUCACGCCCUGAGUUGCAGCGCCAAAGACCAUUUGAAGCUUGCCGUCGCCGUGGGGAGAGGUCUGAACCAUCGAAUCGACGUCAGCGCCAACUGCCAGGUCAUUGCAGAGACCCUCCUCCACGCCGUCGCGGAAUCUGUCAUGCAAAUCCCGCACGAGCACGCAGUCCUGGCCGAAUCGCUUGUGUCUGCAGGCGUGACGGAGACCACAGCGCGCCAGCUCCGAGACGAAGCCGACACGCCGCUUGUCGUCCGCUGGGCCAAGAGAGAACUCCUCAGACAGCUGUGUCUUGGAUUCGAAUGCGAUUUCCACUGGGAGACGCUGCCCAAGGCUGUAAGGAAAGCACUCGUCAGCCGCUGUCUCGGCGAGCCGUGUCGGUUAGCCGAGAAACAUUACCAGUUGCUCGAGGAGAGUAUCUGCCAGUUUGAUAUCAAGGACUUGGCGGUUCAUAUUGCGCGAAGCAACCUCGCAGCUGCGGCGGCUGUCAGUAUUCUGGACUAUGCGAGAUAUGGCACUGGUGAGGCGGGUGCUUUCAAGGACUCCGAGACACCCCCCUAUAUCCCAUACCUGCCGAAGCAGCUUCCGACGAUUGCGUACUUUAUUAUGAAGCCGCUGUUCUCGGUUUACUACAUUAUCGGCUCGGCGCUGAAAUUCGUCGUUGUUGCUAUGGUUGCGGAUCCGGAGUUCCAGAGGGAGUAUAACCAUGUCAUGAGCCACUAUCCCACUGUACUCCGCGUGCCGGCGACGUUUGCAUUGAGCAUUGUUUGGAGGUAUGGCAAGGCAAUGCAGGAUAUGGGCCUUUCGUUCUUCCUCUUCCACGGCCGGGACAAUGUCAAGCAGCUCUGGAACGAGACGAAGGGCAUGACCAUCAACAUCAAGAAGAGCAGGUACAUCGUUCAAAGUCUUGAUGGGACAUUCACGGCCUUCCGGCAUGAUCAGCCAAAUGGGGGCUUCAAGGUCUUCUAUUAUGCCGGUACCCCCAAGACAGAGCCCCAGGGGACAAAGAGCCUCAGCUGCGUCAGUGCGUAUUCCAAGGAUCUCCUGCUUCUUAUCCGCCAGGAGUACAAGGGCGGCAACGUUAUAAACGAAUACCACUAUGACUACCGGUCUUCACCUAAGAAGAGUCUCACGUUGAAGCUGUCCGAGUCGAAGAUCCCCAUGGGCCGACGAUGCGUCCGCGGAGAGAACCACCUUCAAAGCGUGCAGUACAACCGAAAAGGCCUGAUUGAAGCCGGAUCAUAUAUGAAAGACGGCAACCUCAUCCGCUUUAAAUAUCACUACCGCAAGAACCCCCAAUUCGGUGAUGAACUUCUCCGCGCCGAGUUUGCUCUAUCACAUAUCACCUGUACUGUAUCCUGGUGCGCGCCUCCCCUCCGGCACCCCGAGAAAGUCGAGCGCUGGAUCCCUCACGCAAAGGUCACCGAGGCGACAUUUGUCCAGGGUCCAGACGUCUACGAGGCUCGCUGGCUAUACGACCACAAGUUCCACCCGACCAUCUUCACCACGCUUAACGGGCAGAAGAUCCAGACGCCGCCGAUGAUCGAGCAUGAUUUCCUCGAAGUACUCGCGAAGCCGCGAUUCACUAGCUUCGUGCACGAUAACCCCCUGUUCUACUGCGAGAGUCUCAGCUCCAACAUCCUCACCCGGCUGUUCGGACUGACGAGGAAGCGCUUCCCCGUCUCGACAUCGCGUGCUCGCUCCCUCAUCUGGAAGGCCUGGAAGGAUCGCCCGGACUUUGACGGUAUCAUUGUCCGCUGGAUGGACGAGCGGUUGCUACGAAGAGACAGGACACUAUCACCGUACUGGCGCAGCCGUGACUGGGGCGAUCUCGCAUCCGCGAAGAAAUACCUAGAGCUACGCGCCGAUACCAUCUCAGCCAGCGCGGAUCUCGAUGACGGAAUAUCCAGCUGGACCCCGCUGGCCGUGAAAGUCAGCGACUUGUUCAAUUUUGGGCCCGGGGGUGAUGCUGUUGUCAACACACGGUCUAAGGACUUUGGGUCUGAUACGGAGAAGUCGCUGCAUGUUAUGGCUGCGGAUACGGGGACGUGGCCGAACGAGGGAGGUGGUGUGUCUGCGUGUCGGAGGGACAUGAUCAAUUCGCUAAGGACGAUUAAGUGGCACAUGAUAUGCGAGUCGGCGAAUGACUUUGGGGUGCCCAAGCAUCAGACGGAGCAGAAUAUCCUCUCGCUCAAGGUGAUUCCGCUGUGGGGGAUGGACUUUCUCACGCCAACCCACGGGCUGUUCAGGAAUAAAUUGGACUCGGAGGUGGAGAAUGUCACGUCUGCUAAUGACAUGGACAUCAAGAUGAACUUUAUUCCUAUUUUGACGGCGCUGGUCAAGGGAGCUCGUGCCGUGCAUCUCUCCAGAGCAGAUAUCCGCCAGGCAACUAGGGCUUUGGUCAACCUGAACACUUUCUUCCAGGAUUCGCGACACUGGACACAGAUCUGGAACAGCAGCAUCGUCAAGGAAAGCUGGAGAGAGCUGUGGCUUACCCAGGAAAUGCCAAACACCAUGCCAUCUUCCGAGUGGUUCAGCACUGACCUGCCUACCCUGGGUACUCUUGACGUCGCGCUGGAGCUUUGGUUCCGCUAUCUGUUCAUCUUCUCGAUUCCGAUCCCUGAGAAGAUCCCCAGCGUGUUUCAGGCAUCGCAUCACAGUGUCAGUGCUUCCUACGGUGUUGUCUGCAAGAUGAAGAGGAACUGCACCCUGCAGAUCUGGGACCACGCCAUUAGCUGGCGAGAGACAAACCUCUGCCUCUCGUCUGCUCUUUGCAAGCUCUCUCCCUUUGUUCGCAAUGCUCUCCUUGGACUUAUGCGAGUCACGUCCGCGCUCACUCUGUACCAUGCCGAUAUCAUCUCGCCGUGCGCCGACUUCUUCAACCCAGGAUGGGAAAUCGAGAUUGGGACGUGCCAGGGAACAAUCGAGCACCGCAAUGUCUUCCGUCGCAAGGUCGACCCGGUUGUCAAUGGUAUCACUGAUAUGCAGAAGUUUGCCCCGGUGAAGGAGAUCAAAUCGGACCGGCCUACAGUAACGAUGUUGUCGCACGUCUGGUACGCCAAAGACAUCAAGACUGCGCUUCUCGCUGCCGACAUCAUCAUCAACCAGUGGAAGUUCGACGACUACCACCUCGACAUCUACGGCGCAAUCGACAAGGCGCCUACAUACUCGACCGAGUGCCAGGAGAUCAUCGCCUCCAAGGGUCUCCGAGGAAGAGUGACUCUCCGCGGCACAGCCGAUCCGAUGAAGGUUCUGGAGAGCACCUGGCUGUUCCUCAACUCGUCUCUCUCCGAGGGUCUCCCCCUGGCUCUGGGAGAGGCAGCCCUAACUGGCGCCCCGGUCGUCUGCACCGACGUGGGCGCCUCUCUACGAGUCCUCAGCGACCCCGACGACUUCUCCCGCUUCAGCGCCGUCGUCGCCCCCAAUGACGCCGUUGCCCUAGCCAGAGCGCAAAUCUCCAUGCUCGCCCUCCUCGGCGAAUGGAGCCAGUACGCAGACGACACCACACCUGCACCAGUCCUUCCCUCGUCCCCGACCCCCGAGGACGUCGCCAGAAUCACCCAGCGCAUGUACGACAAGUCCGACCACCGCCGCAAACUGGGCAUGAUGACGCGCAAGAUCGUGCAAAAGUCCUUCAGCGGUGACCGCUACCUCCGCGAGCACGAGCAGAUGCUCUGGAUCGGCAAGUCGGCCAAGAUGAUGUCCUCGCGUCUCCCGGGAAUCCACAACGAGCCUGCAGACAUCGCAACUGCCAUCCAGCAGGCCCUCCCCAUAGAAGAGGAAGUCAUCACCAUCCCCCGCAGCGCCGUGCACUCGUGGCGCUCUUCUGCCGCUUCUGGUAUGUCAACCCUGUAUAGCAGCUCCGUUUCCACCCCCUUCCCAAACACCACCGCCACCAAUGCCAAUACAAAUAUCAAUACCAACCGACCAACCCACCUCCGCAACAACAGCACCAACACAACAACAAACGCACGCCCCUCCUCCCUCUACUCCAGCUUCUCCAACGCCUCAACAGACGCCUCCUCCUUCCUCCCCCUCCCAAACUCCCCCCUCCCCGUCUUCGCCCCCCGCCACUCCCUCCAAGGCCCUCCUGCUUCCCAAACCCCCAAUUCUACUUCCAAUACCACCUCCCGACCCACGGACCGCCGCUCAUACUUUGGCGGAGGCCGUCUAUCUCCCCGGUUUACGCGCGCCAGUGCCAGUGCAGCAGGACGCCGGUCUCGCUCGGCUAGUCUUUCCACGGGAGGACGGGAGCAGCUCCGCGGGCUACAGCGUGAGGAUUUGCAGCAGUAUCGCAAUUCCGACGUUAGCACCAUCAUGAGGGAGGAAUUUUUCCAGUCGAGUGUUUUUCGGGGGUUGGAGGGACAUGGGAAUGCGAAUGUGAAUAAUACUUCUAUUUAA